AUUGGUGGCAGACUAAAUACUUUUUUGCCCCACUGUAUAACCUUAAUAUCCACCCCCAUGAGCACGUAUACAAUAAGAGACUGUGUGUGUUCCUCUGUGCAGAGCCCAACCCCCCCAUAGAUGAGGUCAUUUCCACUGCAGGUGUUGUCAAUCUUUUUGUGCAGUUCCUGAAGAGGAGUGAGAACUGCACUCUGCAGUUUGAGGCGGCCUGGGCACUCACCAACAUCGCCUCGGGGACCUUCCUGCACACUAAGGUGGUGAUUGAAACAGGAGCGGUCCCCAUCUUCAUCGAGCUGCUCAACUCUGAGUACGAGGAUGUCCAGGAACAGGCGGUGUGGGCCUUGGGGAACAUAGCUGGAGAUAACGCUGAGUGCAGAGACUACGUGCUGGACUGUGGUAUCCUGCCAUUUCUACAACAGUUACUCGCAAAGUCCAACCGUCUUACAACGACUCGCAACGCAGUGUGGGCUCUGUCCAACCUCUGCCGGGGGAAGAACCCACCACCCGAUUUUGCCAAAGUAUCUCCCUGUCUCAAGGUGCUGUCCCGGCUGCUAUUCAGCAGUGAUCCAGAUGUUCUGGCUGAUGCCUGCUGGGCUCUGUCCUACCUGUCUGACGGACCCAAUGAAAAGAUCCAGACGGUCAUCGACUCAGGGGUGUGCCGCAGAUUGGUGGAGCUGCUCAUGUAAGCAGGGUUGGG
Notothenia coriiceps (black rockcod) is the source of this 697-nucleotide messenger RNA. Its product is annotated as importin subunit alpha-6-like. The transcript has 5 exons. Gene Ontology annotation, molecular function: protein binding. The record is from RefSeq and is a predicted model, not a curated record. Lineage: Eukaryota; Metazoa; Chordata; Actinopteri; Perciformes; Nototheniidae. The annotation marks the transcript as partial.